AUGGCGUCAAAAGGCGCCAUGCUGCCUCUGCUGAGGCGUGAGAUGCGCUCCUCCCGAUUCGCACGGGCAAGCCCCGCGUUCGUUGCUCCUCUCCGCUCUCCUGCAACUCCCUUCUCGACUUCCGGCAGACGGUUAGCUCGCCGCACCGCAUCCUUCUUCCCACCCACCCAAACCCGCGCCUUUUCGCAAUCAGUAACACGGCGGUUGACCGAUGAGAAUGGAGACUUUGACCCCCGUUCAAUCGAGCGAGAGUCCGACGAGGUGGACGUCUGCAUUGUAGGAGGCGGCCCCGCUGGCCUCGCCGCCGCCAUUCGGUUGAAACAGCUUGCGAAUGAGGCGGGCAAUGAAGAUUUCCGGGUGAUUCUGCUGGAGAAGGCCGGCGAGCUGGGUGCUCAUAUCGUUUCCGGCAACGUCCUCCAACCGACCGCAUUGAACGAGCUUCUCCCCGACUGGCUGUCAGAAGACAACCCCUCCCGCUUCGAGGGGGCCACUCCGGCCAAGGGCGAUAAGAUGCGCUUCCUCACCAAGAACUCCUCAUUCCCUCUCCCCACCCCACCACAGAUGAACAACCACGGCAAUUACAUUAUCAGCUUGAACGAGUUGUGCAAGUGGCUGGGUGAGCGUGCAGAGGAGUUGGGCGUGGAAGUAUACCCCGGGUUUGCGGCCAGCGAGAUGGUCUAUACCACGGACGGCUCGGUCAAGGGUGUUGCGACCAACGACCUUGGGCUGGGCCGCGACGGCCAGCCGAAGGAUACCUUCGAGCGCGGCAUGGAGUUCCAUGCCCGCGUCACACUUCUCGCGGAAGGCUGCCACGGCAGUUUGACCAAGCAGGUGAUGAAGAAGUACGAUUUGCGCCGGGACAGCCAGCCUCAAACAUAUGGUCUGGGCAUCAAGGAAAUCUGGGAGAUCCAGCCCGAGAAGUUCCAGUCGGGCGAGAUCACCCACUCAAUGGGAUACCCGCUGCCCAAGGAUACGUAUGGUGGUGCAUGGAUGUACCACUUCGGCGACAACAUGGUCAGUAUCGGUCUGGUAGUAGGACUGGACUAUCCGAACCCGUGGCUUUCGCCGUACCAGGAGUUCCAGAAGCUGAAGCAGCACCCCAUGUUCCGGGACGUGCUGGAGGGCGGCAAGUGUAUCUCCUACGGCGCGCGUGCCUUGAACGAGGGUGGCUUCCAGUCGAUCCCCAAGUGCGCGUUCCCCGGUGGUGCUCUGAUUGGCGACACGGCUGGAUUCCUGAACGUCCCCAAGAUCAAGGGUACUCACACUGCGAUGAAGUCGGGCAUGAUGGCCGCCGAGGCCACAUUCUCGGCCCUGCAAAGCGAAAACGAGGGCACGGUGUUCCUGUUCGACUAUGAGAAGGCUCUGCGGGAAUCCUCCAUCUGGAAGGAGCUGUACGAGGUGCGCAACAUUCGCCCCUCGUUCAACACGUUCCUCGGCUUUUGGGGCGGCCUGCUCUACUCCGGAUUGGAAUCUAUGAUCCUUCGCGGUCGUGUGCCCUGGACCCUGAGCCACCAUGGCACAGAUGCGGCGGCUACCAAGCCUGCUUCACAGUACCAGAAGAUCGACUACCCCAAGCCCGACGGCGAGAUCACCUUCGACGUCCUGACCAGUGUGAGCCGCACGGGGACCAACCACGAGGAGGACCAGCCGGUGCACCUGCAGGUGAAGGACUGGGAGAAGCACAAGGACCUGGCCUGGCCUGUGUAUAAGGGCGUGGAGAACCGGUUCUGCCCGGCGGGUGUGUACGAGUACGUCGAGGACUCCACCAAGCAGCACGGUGUCCGGUUCCAGAUCAACGCGCAAAACUGUAUUCAUUGCAAGACCUGUGAUAUUAAGGUGCCUACGCAGGACAUCAACUGGCAGACCCCUCAGGGUGGUGAGGGUCCCAAGUACAUCAUGACAUGA
Molecule: messenger RNA, 1905 nt
Organism: Penicillium canariense
Lineage: Eukaryota; Fungi; Ascomycota; Eurotiomycetes; Eurotiales; Aspergillaceae
Product: electron-transferring-flavoprotein dehydrogenase
Exons: 3
Coding region: 1-1905 (634 amino acids)
Biological process (GO): electron transport chain
Cellular component (GO): mitochondrial inner membrane
Molecular function (GO): iron-sulfur cluster binding; electron-transferring-flavoprotein dehydrogenase activity
Source: RefSeq, a predicted model, not a curated record